AUGUCACUGAGCCCUGAAAUGGAUAUGCAGUUGAGUGACCUGCCGUCAACAUCGGUCCCCGACCCGGUUGAGCUACCGAACAGCAUACGUCGAUCCCCACGGAAUCAUGUUGCCUGUGAUGCAUGCCAUAUCCGCCGUGUGCGAUGCGACCUGGUAUCCCCGCGACCUUGUUCAAACUGUCUGCUCAAGAGCCUGCACUGUGGAAUUACACGCAAGCAACGGAAACGAGGACGCAGGGCACGAUCCGAAGUGGCACAUACCGAGGUAUAUGCACCGCUAGGUUGCAACAAUGGAAGCCAGGUGGACGAUAAACGGAGUCCUGUAUCGCUACCGGCCAUGUCAACUACGGGUUUUACUCCCACCCCAGCUUCAGUCACGCAAUCGUUGUCGCCAGAAACCAAUGAAAUCGAUACUCUGUUGGCUUUGUGCUCUGAAUACUGUAGCUCUGUUCCAAAUUCCUCACAGGCCGCAGCAGAACCAGAGGUGCAUAUCGCAGAUAAAUGGCUAUCGACGAUUGAUCUGUCCAGGAAUUUGCCCGACUUGAGUGCAGAAGAUGACAGGCCUCUAUCAUCACUGUCAGGUAAUUGGAAACCGGUCAAUAUGACUCCUAACAUCCCGAGCCAGAUAUCUCCAAUGAUAUUGUCUUCACCAGCAACAAAUCGCCUGGGUCAGGAACAUGAUCCAAGUACAUCGCCGCCGUUGAAAUACCCUGUUUUGAAGGCCGUGAUGCCCAUUCUGGAAACAAACCUGUCUCCACAGCUUGUGUGCCAUUUACUCGAACUUUAUUUCACUUGCACAUUUCCAAAUCAGCUGCAUAUGGUAUAUCGCCAUUUUCCUUGUUACAUUUUGCGCAAGCGCGCCUUUCUGACCGAUGAAUUUCGACCCACCAGCCCUGCACUAUUGACAAGUAUGCUUUGGACCGCCGCUCUGGAUGAUCGGGCCUUUUCGUUAUCGGUCUCAUCCUCGCAAAAAAGCAAAACUUGCCAGUUCCUCGGCAAUUUGACGAGAACGUUGCUACGAGGUUCGGAUUUCGAGGGACCUUCUUUGGCUGAGUUUGGAAGUCCAUCAACGGCUGGUCAUCUGGACCGCGUAAUCACUUACAUACAUAUUGCGUCGAUUUUCUCCACUGGGCAAAUUGCCUCAAGCACAACGUGGUGGAAUGCGGCCUUUGCUCUAGCCCGACAGCUCAAACUGAAUCAAGAGGUGGAGAACGCGCCAUAUGUCAAUAAUCAAACCAAUCAAGCCUUUUGUCAAGGGCUAGUAUUAGAUCGGCCAAACGAACCUACCCAUUUCCAUUAUGAAGAUGCACAGCCAAUUCUGGAUUGCAUAUGCGAGGAAAUCCACGACCCAAGCUAUCUCGCUUUGACACAGGAGCACCACGAAGAGCGAAGGCGAACAUGGUGGCUGCUUUACAUUAUGGAUCACCAUUUUGCGUUGUCUGAGAAACGCUUGCCACAUUUGCUUGAUGCCGAGUGUGAAAAUCUGCUGCUUCCACUAAAUGAAGCCUCUUGGCAGGACGGUGUUGUUCACAAUGACAGAUUCAGUCGUCCGGGGCCUCGAUGUGUUCACUCAAAACACCAGAUCGAACAUCAAAUCUUCCCCGAUUUUCGCUGUCAUGAUUCUUCAUUCUUUGGGUUCUUUCUUCCGCUCAUGGCAAUUGCCGGGGAGAUAUCGAGGCUCAAAUAUGGGCCGUUGCAAUGCGAUGAAGCAUACGAAAUUCAAGAGACUGAAAUACGACGGCAUCUCGAGAUCUAUCAGACUAGUUUGAUCACUCUUGGGGCAUCUCCAGCGCCGCUAAUUGUCGACCCGGAAGUGUCUGACCAACUUGUCAACGCACAGCCAUCACAGGAUUACGCUUGGCAAACACAAACUGUGAUUGCUUACUCGUCAUACCUAGCCCACGUUUUCCAUAUAUUGCUAGCGGGAAAGUGCGAUUGGCUAUUCUUAAUGGAAGAUCAAGAAUUUUGGACUUCUCCAGUCUACGCAUCUACAAUCUUGCACAUAAUAGAUGCGGCAUUUUCGUUACAGCAGAUCUUGAAGUUUGACCCGGACAUCAGCUUCAUGCCUUACUUCUUCGGCGUUCAGCUAUUUCAGGGGAGUUUGCCGGCACUUUUGAUUGUAGAGCGUCUUCAACAAAGGUCCGGCGAGGAUCUUCUCAGUGCCUGCGAGAUUAUAAUACAAGCUACCGAAUCAUGCAUUGUCACGCAAAGUACAUUUUAUCUGAGGAUGUUUCGGCAAUUGUUACGCAGCGCAGUCUCACAGGCUUGGGGUCGUCCUAUGAGUGCUGAUGAGAUUCGACAUCGCCGCAAAGCAGUAUUCGCUCUUUGGCUUUGGACACGAAAGGGGACAAAUUGGCCUGCUGAAUUCGAUAUUCCCUGUCAAGCCUGA
Penicillium soppii is the source of this 2388-nucleotide messenger RNA. RefSeq lists its product as uncharacterized. Gene Ontology annotation, molecular function: zinc ion binding; DNA-binding transcription factor activity, RNA polymerase II-specific; DNA binding. The coding region runs from base 1 to 2388 and encodes 795 amino acids. The record is from RefSeq and is a predicted model, not a curated record. Gene Ontology annotation, biological process: DNA-templated transcription; regulation of DNA-templated transcription. NCBI's taxonomy places the organism in Eukaryota, Fungi, Ascomycota, Eurotiomycetes, Eurotiales, Aspergillaceae. The transcript has 2 exons.